AUGAAAGGCAAUGCUCUGUUGGCGCUGGUGUCGCUCGGCUCAAUCAGGAGUCGACUUCUAAGCAUCUCGACGGCCUUGGUGGUGUUUUGGAUAUUUGUGCUCUUUUGGGGGGAACGGCGCAUUUUUGAUCAAAGCGUCACGCAGUGUCUUUGGCAGCAGUGGGAGUCAUGGCCGGCCCACACUCAACCUCACCAUGUUCUCCUCGUCGCAGACCCCCAAUUGGUUGAUCCGCAUACGUAUCCUGACAGACCGUGGCCUCUCUCAAGCCUGACGGUGCUGUACACGGACCUGUACCUCAGGCGCUCCUACCGGCUCCUACAAGAAAGACUUCAACCUGACGCGACUCUGUUUUUGGGUGAUCUGUUCGACGGAGGGAGAGAAUGGGGGACUGCCGACUCAAGCUCGCCAGAGCAACGAUACAAGAAGUAUGGGUCGCGGUUUUGGCUCAAGGAAUACAUUCGUUUCUCGAACAUCUUCUUGCGCUCUUGGUUCACGGGCUCUUCGGUCUCGCCAGCCGAACCCACAGGCCGUCGCCUUCUAGCCUCGCUCCCUGGGAAUCAUGACCUAGGCUUUGCGGCGGGUAUCCAAAUGCCCGUCAAGGAGCGCUUCGAUGCAUAUUUCGGGCCGUUGAACCGAAUCGACAUUAUCGGCAACCACUCUUUUGUCCAUCUCGACACGGUCUCCUUGAGCGCCAUGGAUCAGAUCGAUCCCAAGACCGGAAGUUCAGGGGCGGGAGACGGAAGUGCAGCCGCAACUGCUUCCACCAAAAUCUGGACUCCAGUCGAGGACUUCCUUGCAGAAGCCAAAACCAUCAGAGCCAAGGCCAUCCAACAUACGUGCGAAACGAGAUUCAGUUGGAAGAGCCCUUCUUCUCGAUCGCUCGUCCCCGAAGUACGACAAGCCGAUCAAGCCGAAUCCUCUAAGACAUCUCAUAACUCACUUUACCCAGUCAGCUCAUCACAAUUUCCAACAAUCAUCCUCUCCCACGUCCCGCUGUACCGCUCCGGUGAGGCCAAUUGCGGACCAUUGCGAGAACGAGGGUCGGCCAUCCCGCUGCAGGCAGGCUAUCAAUACCAGAACGUCCUUACGCCGUUGAUAUCCCACGAUAUAGUCAAGCACCUGACCGCCGAGGAAAUCACGAUGAUCUACUCGGGCGACGACCACGAUUACUGCGAGAUCGAACACAACGAGUUCACCGGCCGGAUCAGAGAAAUCACCGUCAAGAGCAUGAGUUGGGCCAUGGGCAUCCGCCAGCCCGGCGUCCAGCUCGUCAGCCUGUGGAAUCCCGUCGACGUGGAGAAAGCCAUGUCCGACGACCCGAAUCUAUCCACCCCAAGAGACACGGUGCAGAACCACAUGUGUCUCCUCCCCGACCAAUUGAGCAUCUUCAUCCGCUACGGCCAAGCAGCAGGCGUGACGCUCUUCAUCCUCCUCCUGAGCGCGCUGCGAUACAGCCCUUCUGCCGCCGCAACCGCUCAUGCGGCUGCGCUGCAGCACGAGAAAUCAGACCCCCUCCUCCCGACGUCGGAGUUGUCCCGCCGCCAUGAAUCGAGUAAUUCCAAUAGCUCGUGCAUCCAGAGUGGCGGAACCUCGCACCUCUCCACACGCAAACCGGGCUACGGUCACAUCCCCGCCUCAUCGCGCACGGCGUCGCGCUCGCCCGUGCCCUCGAAACCUCCAUACAUCGAUCACGCCCGGAACGCGUACCAUGUGGGAACGGAGGACGUGGCUGACGUCAACGACCACGACAACGAUGACGACUGGGGCAUGCCCAAACGUGUGGUUGCGAUGGCGAAGCGGAGGAAUCUCCCCCCGGCGACACGACUUGCGUAUUUGCGCCGUGAAGUCGGACGGACUGUGUGGCCGGCGUUGGCCGUCUAUAUGUGGUUGCUAUGGCACGGAUGA
This is a messenger RNA of Cladophialophora carrionii CBS 160.54, 1905 nucleotides long. RefSeq lists its product as uncharacterized. The record is from RefSeq and is a predicted model, not a curated record. NCBI's taxonomy places the organism in Eukaryota, Fungi, Ascomycota, Eurotiomycetes, Chaetothyriales, Herpotrichiellaceae. The transcript is spliced from 2 exons. Bases 1 to 1905 code for a protein of 634 amino acids. Gene Ontology annotation, cellular component: endoplasmic reticulum. Gene Ontology annotation, biological process: GPI anchor biosynthetic process.